AUGACCGUGGUCUUGCGCAACGGCUCCAGCUUCCGCGCCAGCACGGUCCUGAACCGGCACACGCCCUGGAAGCUCCAAGUGGACACUACCUCUCACCCCUUCUGGACGGGCGAGGAGACGGGGAUCAGCGUGGAGGGCGCGCGCAUGGCCCGCAUCAUGGAGCGGUACGGCGACCUGCUGAAGACUCCUGCGGAGAAGGCUGCAGCAGCCAAGAAGGCCGCCGAGGAGGAGGCUUCCGUCGCUGCGUCUGCCUGA
Molecule: messenger RNA, 255 nt
Organism: Auxenochlorella protothecoides
Lineage: Eukaryota; Viridiplantae; Chlorophyta; Trebouxiophyceae; Chlorellales; Chlorellaceae
Exons: 2
Coding region: 1-255 (84 amino acids)
Source: RefSeq, a predicted model, not a curated record